Molecule: messenger RNA, 2655 nt
Organism: Acipenser ruthenus (sterlet)
Lineage: Eukaryota; Metazoa; Chordata; Actinopteri; Acipenseriformes; Acipenseridae
Product: collagen alpha-2(IV) chain-like
Exons: 12
Coding region: 160-2397 (745 amino acids)
Biological process (GO): monocyte chemotaxis; macrophage chemotaxis; eosinophil chemotaxis
Cellular component (GO): nucleus; immunological synapse
Molecular function (GO): laminin binding; IgE binding; carbohydrate binding
Source: RefSeq, a predicted model, not a curated record
CUUGUCUCCGUAGUUACGUGAGGCGCCGUGAUGCCCCGUGCCAUUCUGAGCCCAACCCACUGAACUGCCUGCAGCGCCACUUCACUCGUGUCACUUUCUCUUCAUCUGAGUGCAAAUCGGUGCGGGGCUCUGGAGUAAAAUCACAGCUUUACUUGGACCAUGGACGAUUUUUCGCUUGCGGACGCCUUAGUGGAGGACACCCCGGGCAAAGCCUCCAAAGUCAGCAACACCCACCCUGCUGCCCCAGCCAACCCAGCAGCCCCGGCCAACCCAGCAGCCCCGGCCAACCCAGCAUGGCCCAGUGCUGCCCCCUGGAGCAAUCCCCCCGGAGCUCCACAGUUCCCACCCUCCUCUGGGCCUUCUGCCCCUAGCCAGCCCUCCGCCCCAGGGCAGUACCCAGCAGGGGGGGGCCCUGGACAGUAUCCGCCAGGUGGGGUCCCUGGACAAUAUCCUGGUGGCCCUCCUGGUCCAGGACAGUUUUCUGCAGGCCCUGGGGCCCCUGGACAGUUUCCUGCAGCAGGGGGCCCUGGACAGUAUCCUGGUGCCCCAUCAGCUCCAGGACAGUUUCCAGCAGGCCCUGGGGCCCCUGGACAGUUUCCUGCAGCAGGGGGCCCUGGACAGUAUCCUGGUGCCCCAUCAGCUCCAGGACAGUUUCCAGCAGGCCCUGGGGCCCCUGGACAGUUUCCUGCAGCAGGGGGCCCUGGACAGUAUCCUGGUGCCCCAUCAGCUCCAGGACAGUUUCCAGCAGGCCCUGGGGCCCCUGGACAGUUUCCUGCAGCAGGGGGCCCUGGACAGUAUCCUGGUGCCCCAUCAGCUCCAGGACAGUUUCCAGCAGGCCCUGGGGCCCCUGGACAGUUUCCUGGUGCCCCGUCAGGUCCAGGACAGUUCCCAGGGGCCCCUGGACAGUUUCCUGGUGCCCCGUCAGGUCCAGGACAGUUCCCUGGGGCCCCUGGUCAGUUUCCCUACCCCAGCCCUGGUGGACAGGCCCCUGGAGGCUUCCCUCCUUCCACUGGCCCCUUCGCUGGGGGCCCAUUCCAAACACCUAGCGGCCCAUUUGGACCCCCACCCGGUACCUGGGGUCCCCCUGCCUCCCAGCCAUUCCCCCCUGGCCCCCACCCCGCCCAACCUGGCUCAUUCGGACCGGGCCCCUGGGGGUCAUUCCCCGCCCCUUCCGGGCCAUCCUCGAAUUUCGGGGGCCCUGCUGCACCGACCGUCCCUCCCUCUGGACCGGCAGGAGCUCUGCCAGUGCCUUAUGAGCUCCCCCUACAGGCUGGGUUAAUGCCUCGACUGCUGAUCACCAUCGCUGGAGAGACCACUAAGAACCCAGUCAGAUUCCACUUUGAUUUUUUGCGAGGCACAGACUCUGUGUUCCACUUCAGCCCCCGGUUCGAUGAGAAAGCAGUGGUGAGGAACGCCUGUCUGCACGGGCGCUGGGGGGCCGAGGAGAGGCAGGGGGGCUUCCCCUUCCUCCCCGGGAAGCAGUUCGAGAUCAAGGUCCUGUGUGAGGAGGCGAUGUUCAAGGUGGCGGUGAAUGGACUUCACCUGCUGGAGUUCCGGCACCGCUUCAAAGCCCUGAACGAGGUCACGCUGCUGCGAGUCCAAGGAGACAUCAAGCUGUCCAUGGUGGCGCCCACCAUGGUCUUUGGCAUCAAAAACGAACCUCCCAAAUCUGCCAGCGCCAUGAAGUGUAGCCGAUUCGUCUCUGGCUGGCUGGGCACCUCGUACUGCACUAGGAGUAUAAACGGGCUCAGGGACUUGUGUUCUGCUCUGUCGGUGUUUCUUGCAAUACCGAACAAUCCAAUAAAAAUGAGCGACGGACUGAACCUGUCGGACGCCCUGUUCGGUGACUCCGCUUCCAGCGCCCCAACAGUGAGCAACCCGGCUGGUCCCUGGAAUCCGAAUAUGGGUUACGGCAACGUUCUCCCAGGAUUCCCUGCAGCGGGGGGGCAGCAACCGCAGCCUGCCAUGAUGAACCAGCUCCCUGUACCCUUCAAUAUGCCGCUCCAGGUGGGGGUGCACGACAAGCUGCUGUUCACUAUUGUGGGGACCGUCAAGCCCAAACCCAACAGAUUUACGAUUGACUUCAAGAGGGGCAACGACAUUGCCUUCCACUGUAACCCCCGCUUCAACGAUGAAGGGAAGAAGGUGGUUGUGUUGAACAACUUGGUGAACGGGUGCUGGGGCCCCGAGGAGAGGCAGCUCACCCAGUUCCCCUUCGUCGAGGGGCAGCCAUUUGAGAUCGCAAUCCUGGUCACUGGGGGUCAGUUCAAAAUGGCGGUCAAUCGGGCUCACCUGCUGGAGUUCAACCACAGGGUGAAGCAGCUGAACGAGAUCACCAUGCUGAGCAUCUCCGGGGACGUGUUGCUGAGCUCGGUCAUGCCCAGCAUCCUGCCCUAGCUAUAUAUAAUAUACAAUGUGUGUGUGUAUAUGUGUGUUAUCUGGUAUCAUUCUGGGUUCAAUAAAACCCCAAGGAGUCUGAAUGUUGUUGUCAUGUAGGUCUGGUUAAUAGAUCUAUUGAUUCGAUGCAUUAUUUAGGGUACUGUUUGUGUUAACUUUGAAGGCUGUAUCGGUUAGCUCUGUAAUUGUAAUGAGUUUGUAUGGGCAUGUUUUUAUAUCUGUGUAAAAAGCAGCCUUAAAUAAACCUCAUGAGUUGGA